Molecule: messenger RNA, 1236 nt
Organism: Aspergillus melleus
Lineage: Eukaryota; Fungi; Ascomycota; Eurotiomycetes; Eurotiales; Aspergillaceae
Gene: phoB
Product: regulatory cyclin phoB
Exons: 1
Coding region: 1-1236 (411 amino acids)
Biological process (GO): regulation of cyclin-dependent protein serine/threonine kinase activity
Cellular component (GO): nucleus; cyclin-dependent protein kinase holoenzyme complex
Molecular function (GO): protein kinase binding; cyclin-dependent protein serine/threonine kinase regulator activity
Source: RefSeq, a predicted model, not a curated record
AUGCUAGUUUCCUCGCCCUCGCCCUCCGCCCUUCGCCCUUCCUCCUCUCCUUCCUCGCGCCCCCCUCGUUCUUCUUCUCUCUCCUCUCCCUCCGUUCCCCGUCUCCCGGUCGCUUCUGCCUCGUCCGCCGCCGCCGCCGCCGUUCCGACGACUGCCACGCCGGCAUACCAUCACCAUCACCUCCAGCAUCGGCAUCAGCACUAUGAGCCUGCCACCCACCCCGCUGCUGCUUCGUCUGGUCCUCCUCUUUCUCGGCGCUCUUCCCGCGUCGCCAUCGAAGAGCUCCGAUCGGCUCUAACCCGCCAUUCCGUUGCUUCUUCCUCGUCUUCUCCAACAUCCUCAGGGCCCUCAGGGGACCUCCCGGCCGGCCAAUCCGCUGGGCUGACCACCCUUGGGGGCGGAAAUAGCGCCUCGUCGAACGCUGCGGGUGACACCGUUGUUCCCCCUUCUCGACCUCCCGGUUCGUCCGACCAUCCGGCCAAUAACGGCGUUGCUGCCCAUCCCUCCGCUUCUGUCUCCGCCCCUCCUCCAUCUACUUCUUCUCAUCCCCCAAUGACCGCGCCCGUUCGCAGCAGCGCAGGGAAUGGCGCAGGGUCCAACAAGCGUAACAGCCCCAAUGACCCUGUCGCCAAUGGCGCGCACGAGGUUGGCCUGGCUAGCUCCGACCUGGAAGGCUCGCAAUCCAAGCGCUUGCGACCGAGCAAGCCCUCGGUGAAGGUGCUCCCCGUCCACUACGAGCAGGCGGAUCCGCGGGAUAUAGUGGUCUUGAUCUCCAGCAUGCUCAUGGAGCUGAUUCGGUUCAAUGACAAGAUCCCUCUGCACCAGGGCCGUCUAACUCGGUUCCAUUCCCGGUCGCCCCCGCGGAUUUCCGUGCAGGAUUAUUUGCAGCGUCUUACCACCCAUGCCACACUUUCGCCGCCCAUUCUGUUAAGCAUGGUAUAUUAUAUCGACCGACUCUGCGCGCUUUACCCUUCCUUCACCGUCUCCAGUUUAACCAUCCAUCGAUUCCUCAUCGCCAGCGCCACCGUUGCCAGCAAAGGGUUAAGCGACAGCUUCUGGACGAACAAAACGUAUUCUCGAGUUGGAGGAAUCAGUAUGACGGAAUUGGCACUCCUUGAACUGGAGUUUCUGUUCCGCGUAGAGUGGCGCAUCGUCCCGCAACCCGAGGUGCUGGUGGACUAUUACCAGAGCUUGGUAGAGAGGUGCGACGGAUAUGAAAUUCAGCACGACGCCUAA